Amphiprion ocellaris (clown anemonefish) is the source of this 4397-nucleotide messenger RNA. RefSeq names its product NFS1 cysteine desulfurase (gene nfs1). Gene Ontology annotation, biological process: [2Fe-2S] cluster assembly. The coding region runs from base 244 to 1593 and encodes 449 amino acids. Gene Ontology annotation, cellular component: cytosol; nucleus; mitochondrion. The record is from RefSeq and is a predicted model, not a curated record. Gene Ontology annotation, molecular function: pyridoxal phosphate binding; cysteine desulfurase activity. The transcript has 13 exons. Lineage: Eukaryota; Metazoa; Chordata; Actinopteri; Pomacentridae.
AGACGGACGGUAACCGGAGGGUAACCGGAUGGUAUGUAACUGACAGGCGGCAGCGCUGCUCGGAACAAAACGAACUUUUCCCACACUGAACCACGUUUAUCGUUAAACGGAGGAUUUCUUCACUUUCUGCCACUAAAACCGGCGGGUUGAACUGGUCCGAACCGGUUCUCGCUGCUCCGGCUGUUGCUCCCCGCGGCUGUUUGUUGACGGAGGUCAGCGGCUCUCCGCCUCCGAUCCGACCAGAUGCUCUCCCCGAGCAGGACCGUCUCCUCCCGGCUGCUGAGGACCGGCUCGUGGCUCCCUCUCUGGCUGGGCUCCGUGCGGAGCGCCGCCAGCUCCCUGCAGAAAGAGUUGAUCAAGAAACGUGAACUGGAGAAGGAUGAGCUCCGCCCCCUUUACAUGGACUUCCAGGCCACCACUCCCAUGGACCCACGGGUGCUGGACGCUAUGCUGCCGUACCAGGUGAAUUACUACGGCAACCCGCACUCCAGGACUCACGCCUACGGGUGGGAGAGCGAGAGCGCCAUGGAAACGGCCAGGAAGCAGGUGGCUGAUCUGAUCGGAGCUGAUCCCAGAGAAAUCAUCUUCACCAGCGGAGCGACCGAGUCCAACAACAUGGCCAUCAAGGGUGUCGCCAGGUUCUACCAGGCCAAGAAACGUCAUGUGAUCACCACGCAGACCGAACAUAAAUGUGUCCUGGACUCAUGUCGAAUUCUGGAGUCUGAAGGAUUCAGUGUCACCUACCUGCCGGUCCGGACAGAUGGACUACUGGACCUGGAGCUGCUGGAGGCCUCCAUCCGUCCAGACACAUCUCUGGUGUCGGUGAUGACCGUCAACAACGAGAUCGGAGUCAAGCAGCCCAUCAAGGAGAUCGGGAAGAUCUGUCGCUCUAAAGGAGUCUUCUUCCACACCGACGCUGCUCAGGCCAUCGGGAAGAUUCCCCUCAACGUCUCCGACUGGAAGAUUGACCUGAUGUCCAUCAGCGGCCACAAGAUCUACGGACCCAAAGGUGUUGGAGCUCUGUACGUCCGUCGCCGGCCAAGGGUUCGUCUGGAGCCGCUGCAGAACGGCGGCGGUCAGGAGAGGGGUCUUCGCUCCGGCACCGUGCCCACCCCGCUGGCUGUAGGUCUGGGAGCCGCCUGCAGCAUUGCCCAGCAGGAGAUGGAGUAUGAUCAUCACCGAGUGUCGAUGCUCGCUAAUCGUCUGGUGCAGAAGAUCAUGUCAGAGAUUCCUGAUGUCAUCAUGAACGGACAUCCAGAACAACGCUAUCCUGGCUGUGUCAAUCUGUCCUUUGCCUAUGUGGAGGGAGAGAGUCUGCUGAUGGCCCUGAAGGAUGUUGCUCUGUCGUCUGGGAGUGCCUGUACGUCAGCAUCUCUGGAGCCGUCGUACGUCCUCAGAGCGAUCGGAGCAGAUGAAGAUCUGGCUCACUCUUCCAUCAGGUUUGGUAUCGGCAGGUUCACCACAGAGGACGAGGUUGACUACACAGCAGAGAAAUGCAUCCAGCAGGUCCGCAGACUCCGAGAGAUGAGUCCUCUGUGGGAGAUGGUUCAGGAAGGCAUCGACCUGAAGAGCAUCAAGUGGACGCAGCAUUAGUCUCCUCCCACUCCGAUGAAGGUUCCCAGGACUCCUGGGGACUGACCAGCUUCUUCUUCCUGUACACAAACACGCACAAACUUCCUAUCCGACUUGAAGUCUGUCUGUAGCUGUAGCUCUGUCUCUGUAGAAGUUCCUCCGCUUGCUCUGUCAGGAGACAUUGCUCAGUCAGUUGACCAACGCACAGCAAUCUCCGCUUGUUGUAUUUGUUCUGUUGUGCAUCAGUCUGUUGCCCAACAAGUGACUCGUGUGUCUUCAGUGAAAAGUGUCACACACCAUUGAUUUGUCAGAGAUGCGAAUUGACAGUUGUGGGUGAAACGCAAAAAUAUUCACUCGUUGCUUCAAAAUUGACGGUGGAUUUGGAUCGACCGAACAUCACCUGCAGACAGAGAUUUAGGACCAAGUUCUCACAGCUGCAGUAACUCAGAACACGACAGGAACACACCAGCCGGCGACAUGUAAAGGUGCCAUUUAUGAAUAAAGUUUACUGAGGAAAAACACACACAUUUAAAUGAAAAGGGAAAAAAAUCAACUUGACUGACUGAAGAAGAGAACCUUUGAGUCUCUCUAUUGUCUGCUCACAUCACUGCGCAGUGAUUCACUGCUUCCACCAAACUCUGACCUGCAUCAGCUCGUAAAACGUGACAAACUGGGAAUAGUACUUUUUUGAUAAUUUCCCACAGUCGCUGCAGUGUUUCCUUUAGUCAGCUCUGUUUGGGUUCCUGGAUUCACUGAUGAGUGGUUUCAUGAAGUUGCUUAGCUCUCAGUUCAUUCAUUCAGCUCUGAGCAUGUUCACAUAAAAACAGGAGUUUUUCUUUAUAACCAGCCACAGGCAGCGUCAUCAGAACCACGAGUGACAGUUUGUAAUAUGAGAAUAAACAGGAAACUUACAUGACUGAUAUCUGAUGAGACGUGUCAGAAAUAUUCACAUAAGUUUGACUUUAUAAUUUACUGAGCUGGUUAAGAGCAUGUUGGAUUAUUAAGCAUCAAUAAUUUAUCUGUUUAGUAAAAAUUGGUUUUAAACACGGAUGUUUCCUCUCUCUGAUCUGAUUAUCAUGAAAAGAUUCGUGAUUCUAUUGAUCUAUAAAAUGCAUCUUUGUUAAUGAGUCAGCAGUGAGGUUGUUGACAGGUUUUGAUUUUACAGCUUCUGAAUUUUAAUCUCCUGUAAAAUGAGAUUGGUGUGUAAGCGGAUAUGUCAGGACUAAGGUCAGAGUGUUAGUGUCGUCACUGGGGUUCUGUUUAACCUGCUAAGUCACCGUGGUAACUGAUGCUGCACAGCUAAGUCACCAUGGUAACUGAUUCUGCACAGCUAAGUCACCAUGGUAACAGAUUCUGCACAGCUAAGUAACCAUGGUAACUGAUGCUGCACAGCUACAUCACCAUAGUAACUGAUGCUAAGCAGCCAGAUCACCAUGGUAACUGAUGUUAAGCAGCCAGAUCACCAUGGUAAUUGACGCUAAGCAGCUUGGUCACCAUGGUAACUGAAGCUAAGCAACUAGAUUACCAUGGUAACAGAUGUUGCACAGCCACAUCACCAUAGUAACUGAUGUGAUGCAGUUAAAUCACCAUGGUCACUGAUGCUAAGCAGCUAGAUCACUAUGGUAACUAAUGCCUCACAGCAGCAAAACCAGAUGCGUUCGUCUGGUUUAACUGCAGAAAAAGCAAAGAUAUGUCUUUGUAUCUGGCCCUUAUUCACUACCAAGUCUGUUUUACCCUGCUGGUUCUGCAGCUAAUAGAAGACAGGUUAGAAAACUGAUCACUCUGUUGGUAUUUAGCACGGAGAAUAUUCAAUAACUAACUUUAAUUUCACGUAAAUUUGUCCAAAAACUAAAAUCAUUGAAACAUCUUCUUCAUUAUGGGACAGAGUCACACCUAAAUGUUUACAUUUGAAUAACUGAAGUUUAAAGUUUCAGAGCUCUAAUGUGCAGCUGAGUCACUGAGUGGGAAAAUAAAUAUAUUAACUUACAGCUUUAAUAGUUUUCCACCAGCAUUCAUCUCCAGUAUAACAACCUGUUUACGUAGGCGGCACGGCAUUGGUCCAUUUUGUGCAGGAGAAGAGUCACGUGAUGUUUAAAACAUUCCUUUAAUGGAAAAACUGGUUGUCAAUGGAAGUUAUUUACAACCGUCUGAUAUCUGUUAUCUCUGAUUCAGGCUUUGUUGAACCAGCUAACACAAAGACAGUCUGGAUAUGUUGAACUUGCUUCAUAGUGCAGCCCUCUGUUACCAUGGUGAUGAUGGCUUCAUGAUACCACAAAACUUAAACUAAACCCCGAAAAUGGCCACUAAACUGCUGAUCUCACUGUGGGAUCUCGUCAGCAGCAUUUCCAGUGGUUAAACCCGAACAACGUGCAGCGUUUCUUUCCCUGUGGUUUACCGGGAUGUGAUGAUUCGCCUCAUGAUCCUUUAAGUCGGAACUUUUCACUCGAUUCGCGUCUCCUGCACUGUUUUCAUGUUAUUCUCCGUCUGUCUAACUCUUCAGUCUUCUCUUCACGUCAGUGUUUUAUCAGCAUGUCGGUGAAAUGUUCAUCUCAACAGUGUUAGCAGCAGCAGUUUUCUGUCAAACUGCAAAAAAAACUAAAGUCUUCUGUCACAAGUCUGAAGUGGAGGAUGGAAAUUUGAAGAUGAUCCUGAAAGUCUGACAACAAAAAAAGAGAGUUGUUUGAUAAAUGUGGGGUGGACCACACUACUUUGUGUUCCUAGAUGUAUUUUAAGCCUCAUAUUUAUUAGCCUGCAGCUUCUUCUCCUGUUACUCGUCACUACACAUUAGUAUCCAAUAAAUCGCUGCUUCAUGGUUAUGCAAUCAA